CUUGUGUUGUCCGUAAUGGCGGCUGCAACUUCUUUCUCCCACACUGUGGCUUCUCCUUCUUCCUCUUCAUCUAAAGCCUUGAAGGCAGCCUCCACCACCCCAAGUCUCAGGUUGGGUUUUCUCUCAUCGGCUUCUAAGACCUUAAAACCUCUCUUAGCUCGUGUCUCCACAAGCAAUAGCUCCUCCUCGACCGGAGGAUCUGCCUAUGGAGCUCGUAUGGUGUCCAUGCCUUUGAUUAAACCUUCUACAACUCUUGAUUUUGAGACCUCCGUGUUUAAGAAGGAGAAGAUUACGCUUGCUGGUCAUGACGAGUAUAUUGUUAGAGGUGGGAGGGAUUUAUUCCCUUUGCUGCCUGAUGCAUUCAAGGGCAUUAAGCAAAUUGGUGUCAUUGGGUGGGGUUCUCAGGGGCCUGCUCAGGCUCAGAACUUGAGGGAUUCUCUUGCUGUAGUAAAGUCUAACAUAGUGGUGAAGGUUGGACUGAGGAAAGGUUCCCGUUCUUUUGCCGAAGCUCGGGCUGCUGGAUUUGCUGAAGAGAAUGGAACUCUAGGUGAUAUAUGGGAAACCAUCUCAGGCAGUGAUCUUGUGUUACUAUUGAUUUCUGACGCAGCACAGGCAGAUAAUUAUGAGAAAAUAUUCUCCCACAUGAAACCAAACAGCAUACUAGGACUUUCCCAUGGAUUUCUUCUUGGACAUCUGCAGUCGCUCGGUAUUGAUUUCCCUAAGAAUAUCAGUGUAGUUGCUGUAUGCCCCAAGGGAAUGGGCCCUUCUGUAAGGAGACUUUAUGUUCAAGGCAAAGAGAUAAAUGGUGCUGGGAUCAAUUCAAGUUUUGGUGUCCAUCAGGACGUUGAUGGUAGGGCUACAGAUGUUGCUUUAGGAUGGUCAGUUGCCCUUGGCUCUCCUUUUACAUUUGUUACUACUCUAGAACAAGAAUAUAAGAGCGAUAUUUUUGGGGAACGAGGCAUUUUACUUGGUGCCGUCCAUGGAAUUGUGGAGGCCUUGUUUAGAAAGUACACCGAAAAUGGAAUGACUGAAGAUCUUGCUUACAAAAACACUGUUGAGUGCGUCACAGGAAUAAUAUCAAAGACCAUCUCAACAAAGGGUAUGGUGGCUGUUUACAACUCAUUGUCAGAGGAUGGUAAAAAGGAAUUUGAGGCUGCCUACAGUGCUUCAUUUUAUCCUUGUAUGGAUAUCUUGUAUGAGUGCUACGAAGAUGUAGCCAGUGGGAGUGAAAUCCGGAGUGUUGUGUUGGCUGGGAGUCGAUUUUAUGAAAAGGAAGGUCUACCAGCAUUCCCAAUGGGCAAAAUCGAUCAAACGCGAAUGUGGAAAGUCGGUGAGCGCGUACGAGCUGCACGACCAAAAGGUGACUUGGGUCCUUUGCAUCCUUUCACAGCUGGAGUCUAUGUGGCAUUAAUGAUGGCUCAGAUUGAGAUAUUGAGGAAAAAGGGGCACUCAUACUCAGAGAUCAUCAACGAAAGUCUGAUUGAGGCUGUGGAUUCUCUGAACCCUUUCAUGCAUGCAAGAGGAGUCUCGUUCAUGGUCGAUAACUGUUCCACGACUGCUCGAUUGGGAUCUAGGAAGUGGGCUCCACGGUUUGAUUACAUUCUGACCCAGCAGACUUUGGUAGCAAUAGACAAGGGUGCUCCCAUCAACAGAGACCUCAUUAGCAACUUUCUAUCAGACCCGGUGCAUGAAGCUGUUGACGUCUGUGCCCAACUGAGGCCUUCUGUCGAUAUAUCAGUGACAGCGGAUGCCGAUUUUGUCCGCCCAGAGCUGCGCCAAUCCAGCAAUUAAACACGAGAUCUUUUCUAGCCAGUAUUUAUUUUGAUGGGAAUGCUUAAACACAGUUCAUGAAUUUAGGGAUCUGAUAGUCUGCCUACAUGGUUUACCUUGUUGAGGUCAUGUUGUCUAGUUAGUGUUUGGGUUUAAACUGCGAACAAAGUUUUGUAUGAUUGGGGAAUCUGUGCUGUUUUGGUCUUCAUCAACCUGGUUAAUGCCUCUU
Telopea speciosissima is the source of this 1999-nucleotide messenger RNA. Its product is annotated as ketol-acid reductoisomerase, chloroplastic-like. NCBI's taxonomy places the organism in Eukaryota, Viridiplantae, Streptophyta, Magnoliopsida, Proteales, Proteaceae. The coding region runs from base 16 to 1791 and encodes 591 amino acids. The transcript is spliced from 10 exons. The record is from RefSeq and is a predicted model, not a curated record. Gene Ontology annotation, biological process: L-valine biosynthetic process. Gene Ontology annotation, molecular function: ketol-acid reductoisomerase activity. Gene Ontology annotation, cellular component: mitochondrion; chloroplast.